This is a messenger RNA of Pygoscelis adeliae (Adelie penguin), 10170 nucleotides long. RefSeq names its product sacsin-like. The record is from RefSeq and is a predicted model, not a curated record. The coding region runs from base 1 to 10170 and encodes 3389 amino acids. Gene Ontology annotation, molecular function: Hsp70 protein binding. Lineage: Eukaryota; Metazoa; Chordata; Aves; Sphenisciformes; Spheniscidae. The transcript has 7 exons.
AUGGCUGCACGGCGGGUGGUCCAGGACUUGCUGGUGGCAGCCGGAGAGCCAGUGGCUGAGGUUCCAGCCCAUGUCCGGAGGGCACUGGCUUUGGGGAUGGUGGAGGGUGUGCGGGAGGCGACGGCGGGCCACGUGCGGGAGGUGCUGCGGCGCCACGGGGCCGUAGGCCUUCCGGCCGCUGACCGGCUCUCCCUUCUGCGCUAUGUGGCUGGGGAUGGGUGCCAUGCUGAGCUGCAGGGUCUCCCCCUCCUGCCUUGCGCCGAUGGGACCUUCGUGGCCUUUGGGAAUGUGUCAGCCAUUGUCUACGUGGACACAUCUGACUGCCCCAGGGAGCUCCUGCCCGGCCUGGCUGGGUCCUUCCUGCCCUCAGACCUGGAGCCAGGCUUGGACAACCUCUUGCGAGGCAUUGCCAAGGCGGGUCUAUUCCCCAACCUGGUUCUACUGGACCCAGACGUGACUGCCCAGACCCUACGCUUGGCUCUGCCCCCCACCUGGACGUCCCAGUCUUCAACUCCAGUGACGUGGUGCCCAGCCCAAGGACUCCCCCAGCCCCCAGCCUCCUGGUUCCCAGCCCUGUGGAGAUUCCUGGCCCACCAUGUGGAAGACCUGGGCCCUCUGGAGGGGCUCGCUCUCAUCCCCCUGUCCCCACUGGAUUCCCCCAGCAUCCGUCUGGCUCCACUGAUACCCCAGUCUGGUCUUAUCUUCCAGGCAUGGGAGGACCAGUGCCUGCCACCUGCUGUUGCCUCUGUUCUGGAGGUCCUGGGUUGCCCAGUGGUGCCGCCGGGCACAUGGCACCGUUCCCUGUCCCGCUAUGUCCUGCCUCCAUCCCCCCUCAAUGCCCUGCGGGCCCUGGGCAGGCGGGGAGCUCCAAUUGUGGCCUCCCACCUGGCCUCGCUGCCUGCUGCGGAUGUGGUCACCCUCCGGCUCUACCUGGCAGACAUCCCAUCCCUAACAAAGCAGGACAGGGCCACACUGGCUGCUCUGCCCCUCUUCAUCCCACUGCCCUGCUUGGCCACCCCGCAGCCCACGGAGCUGGUACCGGCCGGUGCCACCCCAGCAAUGGAGCCAGAGCUGGAGCUGCCCAGAGACGUGGUGCUGCCAGAUGCCAUGUUGCAGUGCCGGGAUGAAGCUGACCGGCGGCUCCUGGGGAGGCUCCAGAGGUCCCUCAUGAGUGCAGCCCACGUGGCACUGGAGGCCAUCAGAGCUGUGGCCCGGGGCUGGGUGCUGCGGCACGGAGACAUCCUCUUUGCACAGAGCCCCUUGCUCCAGCAGGCCUGCAGCAAACUGGCCUUCCUGGAGACCCCCAACGGCCCCAUGUGCCCGCGAGACCUCUACGACCCCUGCGAGAGCACCUUGCAGGCACUGCUGGGCCCUGAGCGCUUUCCCCCUGCCGCCUUCUGCAGUCCACCUGUCCUCCGUGCCUUGAGAGCCGUGGGCUUACGGCAUGGUGAGGGGUGCCUGGUGCCUUCAGACAUCCUAGAGGCUGCAGCAAGUGUGAGUCAGGGCAACGCAGCAGCUCUGGACAGGGCUCAGGCACUGAUCAAGGUCUGCAACCGCCCCAAGGCACUGGCUGGCUUCAGUGCUGCAGAGCUUAGGCAGCUCCAGGCCCUGCCAUGGAUCCCUCGUUCCAAGUGCACUGGGAACCCUGGGCAGCCCUUCCUGUCCCCGAGGGAGCUGCGGUCCACCCAGUUCCAGCCCCUGGUGGGGCUUGCCAUGCACCUGACUGGCGCCUUUGUGCCAGAGGCAGAGAAGAAGCUGGGACUGAGCCAGACCCCACCACCAGAGAGAGUGUGGGAGCAGCUGAGACAGCUGGCAGGGUGCAGGGACAUUGGUGAGGUAGGUACUGCACUCCGGCCUGUCUACUGGCAUAUGCAGGAAAACUUGAAGACCUUUGGGGCUGCCCCACAUGAUGCUGUGGUGUGGACUGGGGCUGGGUUUGUCCUGCCAUGUGAUGCCGUGCUGGGCUAUCCUGAGGAGCUGGAGCUGGGGAUGCUGGUGCCCCAGGUGCCCCCUGACUUCCUGCCCUAUAGUUGCCUCUUCAGGGCUUGGGGGGUGGAGGCAAGGGUGAGUGAGAAGAGGGCGGUUGCAGCCCUGCACUGCCUGGGGCAGGACAUAGACAAACGCAGCUCCAGAGCUGGCACUGUAGCAGAAUUGCAGGUGGUUGUAGCUGUCCUGGAGUGGCUUAAGAGCCGGGGGCACCAGGGCGAGGGCACAGUGCCAGUUCCUGUGAAGAUCCUGGAGGGCUCGGGCUUUGCCCUCCGCCCGGCUGCCUCUACCGUGUGCCUGGACAUGGAGCUGGAGGAAGAGGAGGAUGUUCAGGAGGUGGUGCAUGAGGCAGUGCCAUCCAGCACAGCCAUAUUCUUCGGCACGGAGCUGCUCAGUAUGCGGGUGCUGGGGCCAGAGCCGUUCACGGCCUGUGGCCCCUCGGAGCCCAUCACCUUACGACUUCGCAACAUCCUCCGCGAGUAUGGCGAGGAGGGCGAUCUCUUCACAGAGAUUGUCCAGAAUGCAGAGGAUGCUGGAGCUACUGUGUGCCGCUUCCUCCUGGACCUCCGACGCCACAGAAAGGCCACCUCUAGGCUGCUAGACCCUGGCAUGGCUGCCUGCCAUGGCCCAGCCCUCUGGGCGUACAACAAUGCCCUGUUCACGGAGGAUGACCUCCGUAACAUCACACGGGUUGGGGCUGCUACGAAGGAGGGCCAGGCAGGCCAGAUCGGGCGCUUUGGGCUGGGCUUCAGCUCUGUCUACCGUGUCACAGACGUGCCGGCAGUGCUGAGUGGGGAGACACUGCUCAUCUUUGAUCCCAACGGCACCCAUCUGGGCAAGCACAUCCCCAGGGCUGGCUGCCCUGGCAUCCGCCUGGAUUUCUCCAGCCGACCACGCAUCCUCCGUGCCUUUGCUGAGCAGUUCUGGCCCUACCAUGGUAUCUUUGGGUGCCGCCUGCCUGAGCCAGGACCCUUUCCAGGGAGCCUUUUCCGCCUGCCUUUUCGCACUGAAGAGGAAGCUGUGACAUCACAGAUUUGCUCAGAGGCCUUUGGUACAGAGCGUGUCCAGUCCCUUGGCACCAGCUUCCUUGGCUCUAACUGGCUUCUGCUGCUCUUCCUGCGGAGGGUGAGGGAGGUAUCCCUGGAGAUGCUGCCAGACAUGGCCACCUCUGCGGAGGAUACCAUGCCUCUGGCUAUGCUGCAGCGAAAGGAGAUCCGAGACUUGGGGGCCCCUGGGGACCCCCCAAGCUGGGCAGCCAUCGAGCAGCUCACAGCCUAUGGCAAGUGGGUGCCACGUCUGGGUGCCGAGGAGGGGCAAGUCUUCUGCCACCUUCCCAUGCCAAUCACCUCAGGACUGCCAAUCCACGUGCAUGGGGCCUUCAGCAUCCUCUCAAACCGCAAGGGACUGUGGGACACGGCAGAGCAGGGUGAGUGGAACCGGGUGCUGCUCCGCAAUGCUGUGCCAGUUGCCUGGCUCCGGGCGCUGGACCACCUCCGCACCAUGCAUGAGGCAGAGGCUGUGACUGGUUUCUACCAGGCUGUGGCAGCCAGGAAUGGCCCCAGGCUCUUUUCUGAUGGCUGCUCAUGGUGCUCACUGCGGGAUGCCCGCUUCCUGCACCAGGCUGUUGUCAGACACCCCAAGCUCGGUGCCGUGGCAAAGCGUGUCUUUGCCACCACCCUGCCUCAUCCCCUGUUAGCUGUGGACUUGCCCGAACAGGUGCAGAGGGGCCUUGGGAAGGCAGUGGAUGCUGGCACCUAUGACUGGCCCCGCUUUUACUGCGAGCUUGUGCUUCCCAACUUGGAAGACCUCUCCGUUGUUGACCGGGACACACUGCUUCUCCAUGCACUGGAUAUGUCCCAUGAUGAUGUGGACAAACUCAUCAAUUGCCUGGUGCACCCCAGAGGCCGCACUGCCUCUUUAUAUGACCCUAAGGAUGGAUGCUUCCCCACUGGGGAUGCCUUCCUUUCCCCGGAAAGACUAAGCCAACUGGAGAGGCUGGGCAUGGUUAAGGACACAAUGCCCCUGCCACAGCUGCUGGAGCGGGCAAAGACAGUGCAGCUUAUCUGGACUGAGGACCGUGCCCAGGGCUGCCAGAGGGCUGCCUGCAUCCUUGAGCUGCUUCGGGAUGCAGUGGAGGAGAGGGUGAACAACACCACGCAGGCAGCUUUCCAGACUGUUCCCUUCCUCCCUGGUACACUGCCCACUGGCGAACAUGUGCUGUUGCCAGCUGCCCAGCUCUACCAUCACCUCCAUGCCCCACUAGUGGGACUCAUCCACCCUAUCUUGGCUCCUAAAGUGCUGGGAGAAAACUUCAGCCUCCCCAAGGAAGUUGCAUCCUUCCUGGGGCUGGACCGGCAGCUACCAGCAGCUACAGUCCUUGAGCAGCUGCAGGCACUGAGAUGUAGCUCCAAUGCUCUCCCUUUGGAGAACCUGCAGGACAGCACCAACUGCUGCUACAGGUACCUGCACAAGCUGCUCCGGAGAGAUCACGCCAGCUGGGUUGAGGUGGCUUCUGCAGUGGCCCAAGGGGAGCCCUUCAUCUUGGUGGGCUCCCGCUUUGUGCCGGUCAUGGCUGUGGCUGAGACGCUGUCAUUUGAGGCUGUCCCAUAUCUUCACCAGCUCCCAGAGCAGUACCGGCCCUACAGCCAACUCUGGGAUUGCGUGGGGCUGCGCCACACAUUCACCUGGGAUGAUUAUGCCCAAGUGCUCUGCAUCCUGGCAGAGAUGCAUGCUGGAGAGCCACUGCCUGCUGCAGAGCUGGCUCUGGCCUUGCGGCUGGUGUCUUGUGGCUUGAUGGCAGAUGACAAAAAGCCAGAUGCCUAUCAGACCCAGCAACUCUUUCUACCUGACCAGGAUGGCAUUUUGCGUCCACGGGACAAGCUCCACUUCAUCGAUACGCCAUGGAUGCCAGUGGACAGAGAUGUCCUGCUGUGCCAUGAACAGCUGUCCCGAACCACAGCCCUGUGCUGUGGGGUGCCUACCACACGCCACCACGCACUGGAGAGGAGCCGACUGCUCACUGCAGAUCUGAACCUCUGGGCACAGCCAUUUGGUGCCCAUGAAGACUUGACUAUACGCCUGAAGAACAUCUUGCAUGCGUAUCCAGCAUCCGCUCGUGAUAUGGUGACAGAGUUGCUCCAGAAUGCGGAUGAUGCUGGUGCGAGGCUUGUGCACUUUGUGUGGGACCGCCGGCACCACCCAGCGGAUGCCACUUUCAGUGAGAAUUGGAACUCCCUGCAGGGCCCUGCCCUCUGCAUCUACAAUGACAGGCCCUUCCAGCAGCAGGACAUUGAAGGCAUUCAGCGUCUGGGGGUGGGUGGCAAGCAAGGCCGGCAGGAUGUCACAGGCAAAUAUGGCCUUGGCUUCAACACUGUCUUCCACUUUACUGACUGCCCAGCCUUCCUUACUGGAGACAGUACCCUGUGUGUUUUUGAUCCCCAUCUCUACUACGUGCCUGGAGCCACAACCGAGAGUCCUGGUGGGAUGUUUGCUGUCACCCCCAGUUUCAAGAGAACCUUUCCAGAUAUUUAUGGCACCUUCCUACCCUCCUUCUUCAACCUGAACGAGGGUGUCCUUUUCCGGCUGCCCCUCCGCACUGCAGCUGGGGCUGCCAACUCCAGCGUGUCUGACAUGGUUGUGCGGGACCAAGACAUCAUAGCCAUGGAGGAAGUACUGGCUGAGGAAGGUGAGAACUUGGUGCUCUUCCUCCGGCACCUCCACACCGUGGUCUUCUCUGAGAUCACCCCAGAUGGGGAGCAGGUGUCGGAGAGGCUGCGGGUGGCCACAGAGCUGGCAGAUGGUGAUGCAGAGCUGAGACGGGAUUUUCAAGAGAGAUUGAGCCAAGCCAUGGAUGGAAACAGCCCCACCUCUGUCUCCUAUAUCAUGACAGUCAAAAACAGCAAGACCAGGGCCAGCACUGUGUGGAGGGUGAUCUCCCAAAUUGGGGUGCAGGAGGGGGCUGAGGAGUCGCCAGUGGGUGGGCAGCUGCCCUAUGGGGCUGUGGCUGCCUGCCUGAAGCCAUUGGGCUUGAACGAAGUCAUGGGCAAAGCUUUCUGCACCCUCCCACUGCCGCUGACCACAGGGCUGCCUGUGCACAUCAAUGCCAACUUCUCUGUGGACGCAGCCAGACGCAUUCUCCACCAGGACACAGGCAGCACAGAGGCAGCCUGGAAUGGCUUCUUGCUCCAGCACUUGGUGGUUCCAUUAUACUGUGCCUUUCUCACCAGGCAGUGGAAAGCCCUGGGGCCUGAAGAGCUCCAGUUCAAGUCCCUGAAGGUCUGCCAGGAGCACCUGGCCUCCCACUACCUCUGUUUCUUCCCUGCUGUGACAAAGGUGCUACCUACCUUUCAGGACCUGGUGAGGGAUAUCUAUAGGCACCUCAGUCAUGCACGCCUGCCCCUGGUGCCUGUGUACCACGUGAAGCCCCCUGAUAGCAUGGUGACAAUGACCUGGGCAUGUCCAGGUGGUGGAGAUGUGCUAACAGAGCCAUACUUCCUCGAGGUGAUGCCUAAGCCAGAUCUCCAGGAGGUGCUGCAGCACCUGAAUAUGAACCUGGUGCCACCAUUCGCCCACCUGUGGCAGAUCUAUGAGGGGUUCAUUGAAGCGCAUGUGGAGGCUGUUACCUUGCAGCCAGCCUCUCUCCGGCGCUUCCUCAAGCCCAUGCGGAAUGUGAACGAGGAAGAGCUGGAAGGCCUGCCCUUGCUGGCCACACAAGAUGGCUGCCUGCAUGCCCUCAGCAUCCACCAGCCAGUCUUCCACAACUCCUUUGCACACCUCUUCCCCCACCACUGCCACCGCUUUGCCGACAAGUUAAUUUCUGACUUGACCCUGCCUCGCUUUGUGAAGGAGCUUGGCCUCCUGGAGGCCACACCACUCAUCCAGGAGGCACUGGGUCAGCUGAACUGGACCACACAGGGGGAGAAGUGGCUCAAGGAUCUGUGGGAGUUCUUCAGAACUGUGAUCUACAGAGCCACGAAGGCCGAAAAGGAGGUGGCGGCGAACAUGAACUUAUUCAUGGAUCAUCUUCAGGAUGUGGUGGUGCUGCCUGUUCAGGGGGGUGAGACAGGCUCAAAGCACCUCCUGCCACUAUCCUCCCUCCCCAAAGUUCUUUUUGAGUGUGACACAGAGGUGGCCAAGGUGCUGCACACACUGGGCAUCCCUGUGCUCCAGAAGUCCCUGCUGCCUCUUGACUUUACCUACCAUUGCCUGAGGACAAGGGCACUGCAGGCCACAGAUCCCAGGGCUGUGCUGGCCCAGCUGGUGGACACCAGAGCUGAUCUCCGCUGGAGGGACUUAGGUGAGUGGGAUGUUACUGGCCUGCUGCGCUUUAUGCAGGGAAAACUGAAUUCAUCGGAGCUGAAACAGCUCCAGCUCCUGCCUCUCUUCCAGAAGUAUGAUGGGGGCUAUGUACCUGUGGAACCCUACCGCAAGGUACUGUUGCUCAGCAGCCAGUUCCCAAAACUGCCUCUGGAUGUCCAAGCCCUGUACAACCUGGAGGAGGGCACAUUGCUGCUCACAGCAGACAAGAUCCACCAGCAGCUGGCUAAGGAUUUGCAGUGGGAGCUCACAAAUGACCAGCAGCUCUUCAUAACUGUGGUGCUGCCCCGGCUAUCCCAGCUCACAGUGCAAGAGCUUAUGGCAGCUGUGCGCUUGUUCUUUGCUCUGCAACACAUCUGUGACAUUAAGUUCAAGGAAGAUGUUGUGGCAGCUUUUCAGACUGUGGCCUUUAUACCUGACACCCACGAUGUGCUGCGCUGCGCCUCCUACUUCUACAACAACACACCCUCCUUCUGCACCCUGCAGCUCCAACACCGCUUUGUGCCUGAGUCUUUCUUUGAGAAGCUAGGUUACAAUUGGGAAGCUGCUAAGGACUUCCUGCUUCAGGCAGGUGUCCGCACCAGCCUUUCUGUGGAGGAUUUUGUGGCACUGGCCCUAAAGAUAGAGCGUGAAGCCACUUGGGCUAGGUGCCACACUGAAGACCUGCUAGCACGACAGCAGGAGAUGCUCAAAGAGCUUGGCACCCUGUUGGACAAUCCUUUGCCAAAGGGUUUCCUGAGGCAAAUUGCCUCAAUCCACUUCCUGCCUCCCAUGGACAUCCCUCCAAACUUGAUCAACCUCCACCCACCUUUUGCAGCCUGCACUAAGCCCGUGGCCCUGAAGGGCAGCGUUUACCACUGCCAAGAAGAUGUGGCUGAGCUCCUGUGGACAUCAGCCACCAUCCUGCCGAAGUCCUUUACACUCAAGCAGGACCUCCUGGAGGUCAUGGAAGUCCUUGUAGAGAUACCCACCGCCCUGGUGGUGGCCAACCUGGAGCAGGUGUGCAGGGCAGCUUGCCAGACACCACAGCAGGUGAACACACGGGCCAGCGUGCUCCAGAAGGUGUACAACUUCUUGCAGACCCGUCUGAAGGAGGUGGAUGCAGGGCGCCUCGCUGAGCUGCCUGUGGUGCUGGCCAAGUCAGGGGACAUGGCCAUGCCAUGGCAAGUGGUGACAUCACUCCCGGAUGAGGCUGACUUUUACCCCUUUCUCCUCACACCUGACCCCCACAUGGCUGUCUAUGGAGACCUCCUGCAACGCCUUGGGGUGGUCCUGCUCCCCACGCUGACUCACUACAGCCGUGUCCUGGCCCAAAUCCACCAGGAGAGCCGUGUCAGUGGGACCCUCAAUACUAUCCAGAAGAAGACAGUCCUGCUGGCCACACGGCACUUCUUCCAGCUGCUGCAGGACGCACUGGAGCCCCCUGAUUUCUCUACUGUGGCUGAGCUGUACUUGCUGAGCACUGCUGACUGCCUAGAGUCAUCCCACAGUCUGUACUUCAAUGACUGCGUGUCCUCAAGUACCUCUAGGGCCUUGGGGAAGACCUUUGUGUUUAUGGCUGAAUUGCCGGGGACGGGGUGUAAUGCCUGGUGGCUGCUGCAAAUGCUACCACAGCGCCUGCGGCCACGGGCCCUAUCAGAGGUGAUGGAGCAGCAGCUGGAGGAGAGCAGUCUGCAGCUAUGUCGCUACGGUUCUCAUUGCCCUGGGCAGAGGCGUCUGCAGACCCUCCUGGUAUCACCGUGGUUUAGGAUGGGGCUGGAGGCCCUGCUCCGGUGGCAGAGCUGCAGGGCUAUGAUGAGAAUGGAGUGGCAUGGUGACUUUGCAGUGGAGCAGCUGAAAGUACAGUGCUGCGAGGACAUCUGCACUGUUCUGGUCCACUGUGGUGCAAAGGUGGAGGGCAGCUCCCGGCCACAGGUCAUCCAUGUGUGCCCGGCUGGUGGUGCCCAGCGGCUCCUCUACAUCCGGCAUGCAGAUAUGGUGCUGGACCGGCACCAGCUGAGGAUCCUGGAGACGCUAGCACAGGAGAUCAAUAUCAUCCUGGGUGGACAGCUGGAGGCACCCGCCUUGUCAGUGCUGCGUGAAAUGCUGGUCUGCCAGAAGCCACAGGACGUGGCCUUUGUUCUGGAGGAGAAUGAUGUGGCACUGGUGGGUGCUGCACCAGAGCCAGAGGAGGUCAUGGCACCAGUGCUGGAGUCAGAGCUGGAGAAGAGGCUGCAGGAGGAGGCUGUGGCAGACGGGAAGCCAUGGAAGGAUUGCCACAGCCUGAUGUCAGAGGUGAAUGGCAAUGUGGAUCACAGCGUGGCAACCUUGUGGCAGCUGUGUGCUGUCAAGCAGCCAAAGGUGUUGCGGGACCUCUACCUCCAGCACAACCCUGCAAGUGCUGCCCAGCACCACUGCUGGCAACAGGAAGGCCAUGGCUCCUGGUUGUGCAAUGAGGAGGCCAUGGCCCUGACUCCAUCCAUCCCAGAGGCCCAGCGGUGGCUGCGGCAGGCCAAGAGUGACCUGCAGGCAGCCCACAAUGACAUUAGGCACUGCUGUCCCAACUGGGUCCUCUUCAAGGUUCACCAGGCCCUGGAGAAGGCGCUGCUGGCUGCCGUACUUUGCCAUGGUGAGGCCUUUGAUGUCCCAAUGGGGCUGGUGGGGCUGGCCCAAUGGCUGGAAGCAGUGGAGCCAAAGCUGAGGGGCCUGGCAGACGAGGUGAACUCAUUGCAUGACUGUGGCAUGGAUGGCAAGGCCACACAGUACCCAAGUUACCACCCCUUCCCCAUCACCCCCAACGAGGCCUUCCACAGUGUGGAUGAGGAGGAGGUACUGAAGCGGGUGCAAGGAGUGCUGGUGAGGCUGCAGGACCACGUGGGUGGAAUGUGA